Messenger RNA from Dentiscutata erythropus, 768 nucleotides. Lineage: Eukaryota; Fungi; Glomeromycota; Glomeromycetes; Diversisporales; Gigasporaceae. The record is from the annotation of a GenBank genome assembly.
AUGUUGGAAGACAAAAGUGGUCCUGAAAUUUUUCGAAUUCUGUUAGCCACUGAAAAGCUUGGCCUUUACGAAAUUAUCACGUAUCUUCAACAAUUCUUACUAGAACAUCAUAUUGAUUGGUUAAAACGUCACAUCGAAACCGUAAACCGUGCGAGUUUUCGAAACGAUCAUUUUCAAGUUCUUCAACAGUUUUGUACCACAAAUGACCCUGGAAAAGUACUGAACAAUAUUAAUUUCGAUUCUAUUUCGGAAAAUGCUAUAAUAUCUUUACUUAAACGAGAUCACUUUGGAACGGAUGAAGUUCAAAUGUGGGACAAUGUUCUUAAAUGGGGAUUGACACAGAAUCCAACGUUGUUAACUAUGGAUCCAACAAAAUGGACAGCCAAUGAUUUCAAAACUUUACGGGUAUCACUUCAACAAUUCCUUCCAUUAAUUGGAUUUCAUGAAAUGACAAGUCAACAAUUCUUUGAAAAAGUGAGCCCAUUUAGUAAAAUAUUUGAACCACGAAUUUAUGAAGAGUUAGUUCAAUACUUUAUGUUGUCAGAUGAAAACGUUUCGAAUAUGAAUAUACCUGACUUGUCACCUAAUAUAAAGCUGAACUCAAUGGAAUAUCUUGGGCCAUCAUUCGGUUUUGAUGAUAUUACGAUCAAUGGCGAAAAUUACAGAGAAGAGAUGAAAUGUUAUUCAGGAAAUAAUAGUUAUGAAAGACCAAUUCGAUCUGAAGGAUACUUUUCAGUUGAUGAAUAUGAAAUUUUUCAGGUUUCUGAG